AUGUCAGAAAAGGACAAAAUUGUCCAUGCUAAAAAUCAAAUGAGCUCUGAUGUACUAAAGGUAAGGUAUAGAAGAGAGCUCAGCUCCCUCUCUUUAGAACCUCAGAGUCACCAGAGUUUUGACAAAAAAAGUCUGGCUAUUUGGUUAUUUGAGUGGUAUGAUUCUAAAGGUAGAAAGCUUCCAUAUGGAAACAAUGAAAAGAGACUAAAUGAAAUUCCAGAGGAAGAGUUGAAGUUUUUCCAUGAAAUACUGAAGGAGCUUCCAGGUGAUUUCCCAAUGAUUAGAUACUCUGUUUUGUGGUCCAAAUGGUUAUUUCCCAAUGUUAAGAUAAGAAACUCGAGAGAAUCUUUUAAUAAUUGGCUGAGUAUAAUGAAAAUUAUGGAACAGAGAUUUCCAAGUGUUUAUGUGAAUGAUGUGGACCCUCUGGUUAAUCUCCUUUCUGAUUAUUUGGAUUCAGCCUCACCAAAUGAAUUUGAGUUAUGUUAUGUAGGAGUUAAGCUUCUUGGAAAACUUGUUUCCAUGUAUAUUCCCCCAAGAAAAGGCUUUACUAUAGUUUCAGGUCGUCUCCUAGAGUCUUUUAGAACUUUCUACGAAAAAGAGAACCUUGAAAUUCCUUUUGUUUUAGAAAUUAGGCACGAGAUUACUCAACUUAUUCAGUUUUGUGUAAGUAACAACCACCUACCUUCUUUUACAUCUAUUCUUAAGAACGAAGUUUUGGCAAUAACUAGAAAUCUUAAACAGAAUCAAUCUAACAAGCAGAUUUCCUCUUCAAACUAUACACUUAUUUUUUAUAAGACAUUAAUCACAAAAGAUUCCAAAUUUGACUGUUUUCUUCCUCUGAUUAUAAAAAAGAUCCACGACGUUGAAAAGUCUAUUUAUAGAGAAGCUCAGAUUUCUAACAAUAUUGGAGGAGAAUACUUGUUGUUCUUUCUCUAUUUGAGUAUAAAUUUAGCUGAACAAAAAGAUUUUUAUGAAAAGGUCAAAUAUCUUAAUGAAUGCUUUAACUUCUUUAUUAAUGUUAAUACUUUUAAUAUUAGAGAAUCAAAUGAUGAGUUUGGAAACAAUUUCAAGCUUAGGAUCUAUGAAUUGAUCUUCAGUAAGCUCCAAGAAUGCAUUUCCAAAGGUAAUUUAAAUCAGAGUAUCUGGAAGACUAUAGAGAAUUCUAUUAUCAUUGAUCCAAUUAAAUGUCUAAAACUUCUACCAGACAUUUUUCUCUCCAAUAAAGCUAAGAAAUCUAUUAUUCCAAAUUCUCUCCAAACAUAUCACAAAGACUCCAAUUAUGGUCCUCUCGAAGUUAUCCUUGAUUUCAUAUCUAGUGAGGAUAUUCAUCUCAAAAAUUCUGACUUCUUAAACUCACAAAGUUCGGUUUCUUCCUCUCUUAAGAUUUGUAUAAGCAAAUAUAUACUCACAUUUAUAAAGCUCCACGACCUUCCACUAUUCUUUAAUGCCAUUUCUGAACUUAUAUCUAAGGAUAUUAAUCCCAAAGACAUACACAAAUUUGAAGAUAUUUUUCUAAGUACUGAAGUUCUUCAGACAAUCAAAAAUAAUAUUGCCUUUUCUGUCCUUCCAGGUCAAACUUCUGAUAUUAUCAACUCUUUCCUUGGACUUCUUAAAGGAAAUUCAUCUGAAUCUUUCUUAUAUGAAUGUAUCUCUAACUCUUGGAUUGGAAUUCUAAUGAUUACUAUCCAAAUUACAGAACCAUCAAUUCCAAACUUGGAGGAAGCUGUUAGACAAAUUCAUCAGUAUAUUAAAGAUACUGAUUCAAAUGGAUUAUUUUCAGAAAAUUCCAAAAUUAUUCAAACUACAUGUACUCUAGGACUCAUACAUCUUUUGAGAAAGCUCUUAUCUUGGAACAUAGAACGGAAGAGUGAGUUUUUUGAAAUGAUAAAUUAUCAUUACGACAAAGUUUUGAAUGAAAACUACUGGGGAAGUUGUAAUGAGAAGGAUUCAUUAUAUUCUCCAUUCAAUGUUUAUAUCACUUUAGUUCAUCUGAUCACCUUAAUUACUAAACUCAGAGACUCGGGAUCUUUGAAAAGAGAUGACUUUAAAAAGAUUUUUGUCUUAUAUGGUCAAAUUUUGAAUCUUUAUUCAGACUUGGAUAUAGAUGAUCCAUCCUGGAAAGUUAGAAUCAACAAAAUUCUUACCAAGUUCAUCUUAUUGAAUAUCUCUCAUUUGAAAGGUAUAGACAAAUACAUUAAAGAUUAUGUUGAAGGUAAUGACCAGUUUUCAAAUUUAGACUUAUUCUUGAAAUCUCUAUAUGAACAAUAUAUUGAAAAAAAUGAUGUACCAAAUUCUCUUUUCAAUAGUUUUGUCCAAAUUCCUUAUUUACCAAGUAUUAUGAUAGAUAUAACUCUUGAGGAAUUGAACAACAACUUUCUAGAGACUGGUAGUAGAAAGAAAAGAAAGUUAAGCUUGGAUAAUGUCUCUGGAGAAUCUAGUAUAUUAAUGUUUCAUGAUUUAAAGAUCUUAGAUUUCUGGAAUCGAAAAGAAAUAGUAUCUUACUUUUUGAAUAACAGAACUGAGCUUCUGGUUGAAGAUAUAUUUUCAAAGAUUUCUAAAUUAUAUCUUAAUCUAAUUUUUAGAGAAGAUUAUGUCUCAAGCUUAAAACAGGACCAAAUCUCUAGAAGACAUUCUUUAGAAAAGGCUUUGGAAGGAAUUAUAAGGUGGAUCACUUUAGAAGGUGAAGUUGGAGCUGAUGAUUUUGUUAAAAUAUUAUCCCAAUUCUUUUUUAACAAGGAAAAUGGUAAACAAAAUAUACUGGCUAAGUACUUGGAUCUAAUCUCAAGAGUAGAGACUAACAGCAAAAUGUCUCAAGAUCUUAAUUAUAUCUUAAAGAAAUCAAUCAAAUGUGUCUCAAGAUCGGAAAAAGACUCGAAAAGAAUCAUGGAUUUGGUGAUAAAUCAGAUGGAAUCCUUGGAUUGGUGGUGGUGGAUGAAUGUUAAGAAAAACAAUGAGGAUCUAUUAAUAGAAAAGAGAUCUUGGCUUAAUCAGAUUCAACUGUGCAUAGAUUUGUGCUCAGAGGAAAGUUUUGAAUCUAUGAAAGGUAUGGUUAUGAAAAACAUUAAUAUUUUUCAGAUAUUAAAAAGUUUGAAACAUAAAUUGAAGGAGAAAAAGAAAAUAGAGUUACUUUAUUCAACAAAGAUUUGUGAGUUCUACUUGGGAAUUCAUCCUGAAAUUCAGAAUUGGGAAUUUGAUCCUGGUGAAGAAUCUAGUGAGACACAAGAAAACUGGCCUUUGCCAAGAAUUAAUACUUUAAUUAAGAUAUUGUCAGGUAUCUUGAAUAAGAUUCAAAAAAUUCUUGAAGAUUCUGAAAAUUCAAAAAAGUUACUUAAGGAGUGUUUUAUUUUAAUUGAUCUGAUAAUCAGCUACUUGAAACAGGUAAUUCAAAUAACUAAAAAUACUUUAUUAGAUCUAAAGAAAAACCAAGAAUUCAUGAAACUUUGCUUUGGAUCAUUAGAGAAAGUUUACUCAGAGACUUUCAAGUUAUUUUUGGAACUUAUUAGAGUAAACCUUGAAUUUGGAAUAUAUGGAAUAGAUCAAGAGGAUCAUGAGACAUUGAAUUACAGAAAUCAUUUUAAGAACGUCUCAGAAUGGAGUAGAUACUUUGUCAAGUGUAUUUUAGAAGGAAGUUCGAUUAGAAAGGAAGAUUAUAGUCAUUUACCACAUAUUUACAGACAAAUGGAUAUAUACGAGAUAAUUUCAAAUUUGGUAAACAGCUCUGUUACUAGUCUCCUGAAUCACGCCAUUAAUGAAAGUAUGAUUAAGGUCAACUUUACUAGAGAAACGAAUUUAUUCUUAUUCCUAAGUUAUUUAGAUUUAUUUUGGGGAAUAAUUCGUAAUAAGGGUCAGAUUUACAAAUGUUUAUCUCCAUGUUUAAGAGGAAAUCUAUUUUGUAAGAUUUCCUCUUGGGGAACUUCAGAUAAGCUGGAAUUCAGUAUUGUGGUGAUGAUCUCGAGACUGGUAGAUUAUAUAGAAAAGAGACAACCAAACUUGAGAAUUGAGUAUAUUUUAUGUACUUUUUCUUUUAUUAGACUCAGUAAUAUUAUUUCAAUCUUGUACUCAUGUUGUGUUAGGUGCUAUAUAACAGAAGUCAAAGAAAAUCCAAGAUCAAGUCUAAAUAAUAGUCUAAUUAUUCCAAUUUCAAACAUGUUACUGGUAAUUUCAUCAAGGCUUUCAAAUAUUGGAUUGGGAUUGAGACUAGAAGAUUUAGAAAGUAUUGUAAAGAAAGAAAGAAUGGAUGAAAAUACAAGAGAAUCAUUUUAUAUGGCUUUAUUUGAGUGUCUCAUGAUCAGUCCUUACAUUCCUUUGUAUACUUUAUUGAAUCCUCUUUGGGAUCAGUCUAACAGAAAGAAGAAUAGGAAUCAGAACACUACAGGCCAUUUGGAUGUUUGGAUCUCUCAAUUUCAUUUGAUUGAGGAGUCUUUGAAGAAUCUAGUGAAUCUGGGAGAUCAAAUAAGCUUUCAACCUAUAGGAAUUAAGUUAUACACACUUAACAAUAAAAGAAUAAGCAGGUUAUACCCUUUAAUAGUGUCACAGAUAACAAAAAAUAAGGUUCAAAGAUACUCUAUUUCUCUGGCUUGUGAUUUAAUUAACUAUAUAAAUAUAAUAAAUAAGAGAUUAGAGUUUUUGGAGGAAAAUAAUGAAGAGUUUAGGGAUAUAAUGAAUUUGAACAUAAAGAUAAUCAAAAGCUCGUGUUUAAAUCCAAUUCUAUCUGUCAUUGAUGAUCACUGUAAACAGAGCUUAUUCACUAUGUUGAAAGAUGAACAAAGAAUCAUUUUCAAACAAAUUAAUAAAAAGAAUUCUGAACUUUCGUCAUUAAGUAAAUUAGAAGGUUAA
Cryptosporidium ubiquitum is the source of this 4836-nucleotide messenger RNA. RefSeq lists its product as uncharacterized. The record is from RefSeq and is a predicted model, not a curated record. The transcript has a single exon. Lineage: Eukaryota; Apicomplexa; Conoidasida; Eucoccidiorida; Cryptosporidiidae. Bases 1 to 4836 code for a protein of 1611 amino acids.